AUCAAAUUACUUCACUUGGGAUCUAUCAAUCCUGUAGUGGCUGUAUAUAUUUGAGGAAGAGAUGUUUUCUAAUUAAUUUGUAAAUACUUAGUUGCUGAUGAAGACUCUAAACCGAGUCGAAACAUACGAACCUCAUGUAUAAGAAAACAAACAUUAAAAAUCAUCUUAUUUUGCGAGUCUUCAAGAAACUUCAUAGAACAAGAUUAAAGACAUUUGAAGGCGAUGAAUAUGCGUUGCAAGUUGUGAGGGAUCAGAUAAACAAAGAAUACAAAAAAUAUAAAAGUAUCACAAAUCAGGCAGUGAUUAAGGAGUUAAAUAAAUUCGCUCAGGAAGUCGAAUAUGAAAUACGAACGACUGUCAUACAAGCGGUCGAAACUGUACCUGGAAGAUUAGCACUACGACUUACUCCAGAUGUCUUAGUAGAUAAUGUGCCUUAUAAGGAUCAAAAAGAUGAUAAAUUAGACAAAGAAAGCAAAACCUAAAUUGAGCUGCUCAUAAUCUAUGAUAUUGAAGGAUAUCGAACAAGAGUAAAAAUUAAAGUUAAUAUAUUAUGAAUAGUUAUUAUAGUGAAAUCACCUAGACAUCUGAUCAUUUAAAAUUAAAAUUUCUAAAUAAUGUAAUAUAUAAUAUAAAAAAUACAU
This is a messenger RNA of Mycetomoellerius zeteki, 641 nucleotides long. Its product is annotated as complex III assembly factor LYRM7. NCBI's taxonomy places the organism in Eukaryota, Metazoa, Arthropoda, Insecta, Hymenoptera, Formicidae. The transcript is spliced from 5 exons. The coding region runs from base 135 to 482 and encodes 115 amino acids. Gene Ontology annotation, biological process: mitochondrial respiratory chain complex III assembly. Gene Ontology annotation, molecular function: protein folding chaperone. The record is from RefSeq and is a predicted model, not a curated record. Gene Ontology annotation, cellular component: mitochondrial matrix.